CUGGCGCCGGCAGUUACAAUUUGCGCAUAAACCCGACCAGAUCCCGAGCUCCCGUCAAACGACUAGUUAAAUAUCGGUGGGAAUCUGCAUACAGUCAGUUGCAACAUGAGGAAGCAUUGCAUCUAUUGGAUUUGGUUGGUGUUGCUGCUGAGGCUGAUCUUCGUGAGGGCCGAACAGCAGGCGGAUGAGCACAGAAUCCAGCGUCGCUUCAUGUGGCAAGAGAUGAACAACUCUGUGAUGGGCAGCGUCCUGGGGCGAAUGUUUGGCGGUGCCAGGGCCAUGAAGUCCCUGUUCUCGGACCUCCUGCCCGCGGCGCCGGGCCACACGAAGAAGAAUCCCGCGACACUCGAUCUGAGGCCCACGGAGAUGACGCGGGUGAAGUACAUCAUCCGGAAUCCGCACACCCACAAGCCGAUGAAGAUCAUCAAGAUGCGUCCGUCGGCCAAGAAGGUGGUGAAGCUGCGGGGACCGCUGCCCAAGCCAGGCGUAGUCACGGAGUCGACAUCGUAUUCCCUCAACUUUGAUCAACGCAUGCGACAGCUGGAGAAGGAGCAGGAGCUCAUCGCCGAGGGCAAGGCACCGCUGAGCAGCGACGAGGACCUCAUGGAUAAGUACUUCCGGAAGAAGCCCAAGGGCGGAGGCAGUGCCAGCAACCAAAUUGUCACCGGCAAGAACAUGCAUUACCAGAGCUGGAAGCCCGUCUACAAGUCCGGGGAGCAGCCCAGCUCCUUUGUAACCCUGCGGCCACAGGCCCUCACACAGCUGCACACGGACAUAUCCGCCAGCGGUGGACAUCAUGAGCAUGAGCAUCAGCAUCAGCAUGAGCAUGAGCAUCAGCAUGAGCUGCUGCCUAAGCCGGAGAAGCUGGUCAGCUACGAGUACAGCCGCGAGGAGCAGCAGGAGCAGGAGGAGGAGGCCGAGAACGAGGUGGCCAAACAGAUGGGCCACCGCUACGAGGUGACCGAGCACACGGGCGAGGCGAGCGGCGAGUUUGAGGCUGUGGCAUCGAUGGAGAGCGGCUUUGUGCCCAGCAAGGGAUAUCGGAGUCAACCGCAGCAGCACCAGGAACACCAUUCACAGCAGCACCAGGAACACCAUUCACAGCAGCAGUCACCGAGGCCGAGGAGCCGUGGCAGCUCCACCACUAGCACCACAACCAGCACCACCGAAGCCCCCAACUAUCCCCCCUCGUUCCUGAAAAAGUACCGCGAACGCGAGGCGGCCACCACGAGGCGACCCCGCAAGCACCAGCACAAGCAGGAGAUCAUCCACAUCCAUCAUGGCGGUGGCAGUGGGGAGGAGGAUGACUUGACCACCACCAGCCAGCCACCUUCCCCCUCCUUCUCGAUGAGCAGCAUGCGUGCCCGACUCCAGGAGCAGCAGCGUCGCACCAAGCACCAGCAGCGGCUGCAGGAGGAGGAGGAGGAGUACGAGGCGGCCCUGGUGAAGGCCAUGCACGGAGACAAGUGGCCAACGGAGGUGCAGGGUAGUGGCUUCCAGCUGAGCAGCCCCAUCGGUCCCAGUGCGGUGGCCUUCGAGCAGCCGUUGCCAGGAGAAGCAGCAGCAGCAGCCAAGUAUCCGCAUCCCAAGGAGCACAAGCGGCCGCCGCGUGCCAAUAUCCGGGAGCGGGGAUCUGUGAAGUUUGGCGACAAACCCAGCUACGAGGACGACGAGGCCUGACGAGAGAGAGCGCGAGAGAGCGAGCGAGAACGAGCAGGGGAAUGGAUAUUUCCCCAACCAAAGAGCCAAAGCUGCAGUUAAGCUAGGAUGGGGGGGUGGGUUAGCCAAGAGUUAACCAACAGUUAGGCUAAAAGUUAACCAACAAUUAAGAUUAAUUGCCUAAUCUCACAACUAAGUUUGCGUUUGCCCAGUAAAAGCGAAG
Drosophila obscura is the source of this 1882-nucleotide messenger RNA. RefSeq names its product putative mediator of RNA polymerase II transcription subunit 26. NCBI's taxonomy places the organism in Eukaryota, Metazoa, Arthropoda, Insecta, Diptera, Drosophilidae. Bases 106 to 1680 code for a protein of 524 amino acids. The record is from RefSeq and is a predicted model, not a curated record. The transcript is spliced from 3 exons.